Molecule: messenger RNA, 758 nt
Organism: Carya illinoinensis
Lineage: Eukaryota; Viridiplantae; Streptophyta; Magnoliopsida; Fagales; Juglandaceae
Product: pathogenesis-related protein 1-like
Exons: 1
Coding region: 74-574 (166 amino acids)
Cellular component (GO): extracellular region
Source: RefSeq, a predicted model, not a curated record
UUCCUCGUGUUGCUAUCAAUUGAUCAAGUGAGCUUGCUUUUGUUUUGCGUUGUAGUUUAUUACAUAACCAAACAUGGCGUUCUUCAAGCUAUCACGACCAGCUCUCAUUUGCCUGAUCUUAGGCUUAACCCUAGUACUGCUACUCCCCGAUUUCUCCCACGCCCAAGACUCCCCAAAAGACUUCCUCGACGCACACAGUGCCGCCCGUGCAGAGGUGGGCGUUCCACCUCUGACCUGGGACGACCAAGUAGCCUCGUAUGCACAGAAUUAUGCCAAUCAGCGCAUUGGCGAUUGCAAUAUGGUUCACUCCGGCGGGCCGUAUGGUGAAAACAUUGCAUGGAGCAGCGGUGACCUGAUGGGGACAGAUGCGGUGAAGAUGUGGGUGGACGAGAAAUCGAACUAUGACCCUAACUCCAACACGUGUGUUGGUGGGCAGUGUCUGCACUAUACUCAGGUGGUGUGGCGCAACUCGGUUCGUCUCGGAUGUGCUAAGGUUCGGUGCAAUAGUGGAGGUACAUUCAUUGGCUGCAACUACGAUCCCCCGGGCAAUUACAAUGGAGAGCGGCCUUACUAGCUUAAUAAUUAGCGGCCUUACUUGCAUGUUCAACUACGUGAUCGAUCUACUACGUCCGAUCCUAUAAUAUUUAACGAUAAAUAAACUAUAAAAUUAAGAGUGAAAAAGAGUUACAAAAUGAGUGUUAUAUACGAAGUCAUCUAAAUAUAUGCAGUAUGAUCUCUAUCUUUUGUUGCAUGGAAAA